AGGAAUGGGAUGGAGCCAUGGGAGCAUCGUCUUCCUAUCGCGGAACGGGGGAGAUCUUUUUGAGAAAAAGCAGAGCUGAGCUGAUCCAUGGUGUGAGCAACGUUGAACCAAUUUUGGAUGAGCUCCUCACCAAGGGAGUCAUUCAGCAGGACAGUUAUGAUAAAAUCAGCGCUCUCCCAACCUCGGCGGAGAAGAUGAAGGAACUCCUCGAUGGUCAUCUGAAAACUGCUGGACACAAAGAAAUCUUUUCCAGCAUCAUUGAGAGACUGGAGUCGCAUCAUCUCACGGAGGAGACGUCACCACUUGAUGCACAGCGUGGGAUUAUUGACCCAGAACCAGUCCAUAUGUCACACAAUGAUCCUCUUUUGAGUGUGGGGGCAACCGGAAGUGAUCUGUUGCCUGAGCAUGACUGGAUUAAACUUGAGCCUGAAGUGAACUGUGUGGAUGCAGACGAUGCUCCAAUUUACAGCCUGCAGUCUGAAGCAGGUGCCUUUGAAUGCAGUGUGUCUGGCUUGCGCUGGGUUUGUAAGGAAAAGGUCAGCUUCAAGUACCAGUUUUGCUCUUGGGAGGGGCACGCAGACAGACUGGAAACCAAGCAGUACAUCCCCGGAGGUCCCCUACUGGACAUUACAGUCAUUGCUGGAAAAUUAGAUGAAGCACAUUUGCCACACUGGAUCUGCACAGAAGACAACCCUACAGUUUUAGACAAGUUUGCAGUCGUCCACAUAGAUACAUGUGGAGACAUUGUGGAACAAGUGUCUGAGGUCACAUCAUCCCAUGUCAAGUUGUCUCAGCCAGCUUUCUCUCCAAGAGGAGUCCUGAUGAGAGCCGGCUUCUCCGUGAGAAUUCACUGUAAAGUGUUAAUAUACAAGACCACCAAAACAUUCCUCACACUGCAUGUCUAUGUGAUCCCUUGUGAUCCGGCUCUAGAAGAGAAAAUACAGAACAAGGAAUUAUCCAGUGGAUGCAAAGUGAUCCAAAAACCAUACCCAGAAAAAUCCCUGAAAAUGCGUGACUAUUUCAUCCUCACAGCUGAUAUGGUCACUGCAGAAAUUUACCCCAAGAAAUUAAAGCUCAUAUAUGAAUGGUGUGACCCAAACUUCUUCGAAGUGUUCAUUGUCGAUCUUGACAGUAAUUUCGAGCUCGGACUCAGACACGAAACAAGUGGACAAGUGUGGACCUGUGCAAUUCGAAAAGAUGACUAUCAAAACACUGGUGAUGUUCAGGUGAUGUAUGACAAGGAGCUUGCCAGACUGAGGCCUAAACUUGUGGAGAGGGUGUCCAGAGAGCUUAUCAACCAGCUGCUGGAUGAUCUGUUGGAGGAUGGUGUCUUGAAUGACGGGGAGACAGACUCGAUACUUCAGGAGUACAGUACCAGUGCAAACAGGGCACGCCGCCUCAUCGACAUGAUACGGAAGAAAGGAUGCAAAGCCAGCAGGAAGUUGUUAACUCACCUUCAAAGCAGAGACCCUAUGCUUUGGGCUGAGCUGGGGCUGCCCUCUGGCCCACCUCUGUAGUCAGGUAAGGUCUGUCUCAGCAGGGCUGGCCAACGUUCAUGAGUGAGGGAGGCCUUGAUCUUAUUCAGGGGAUAUAUUGGCAGAAAUGGAAUCUAAUUCAUAGAGUAUAAUCACCUGAAAAUAGGUUGUGUUUUCAUUGCCUGAAUGAGCCAUUUAUAUCUACAUACAGAGUAGGUCCUCUUCCACAGAGUUGUCCAUGUUGUUCUCCAGUCGCCCAGAACAGAGAAACCAAACACAGGCUCUCGUCAGGGCCAUUGUGUGUUUGUGUUGGCCAUUGUAGUUCUCCUACACACAACUAAGUGGUGAACACAGUGGAGCAUUAAGCUUAAAACAUAUUUAAAAAGAGAGUAUAAUACUAACGCUGGAUUUAUUUCUUGUGUGGACUGAAACUGCGUCUGCUGAUCAUGUGUAAAUGUAGAUGAUAAACAAAAUUAUAUUAUUCACAUGAACAAAAAGGUAGGGCACUGUUUUUUUUUGUUAAUUAAGGUCAAAUUUGGAUAUUUACUGAUGGGUCAUUAAGUUUUGUCUUUACUAUGUGUGGAAAAAUGUCUGUGAAUGAAAAGAUAAUUCAUGUUGUUUCUGGUAUUUGUAUGAAUCUUACCUGAAAGGUGAAGGAAAAUAAAGUGGCUGC
Messenger RNA from Epinephelus fuscoguttatus (brown-marbled grouper), 2148 nucleotides. Its product is annotated as NACHT, LRR and PYD domains-containing protein 1 homolog. Lineage: Eukaryota; Metazoa; Chordata; Actinopteri; Perciformes; Serranidae. The coding region runs from base 18 to 1517 and encodes 499 amino acids. The transcript is spliced from 11 exons. The record is from RefSeq and is a predicted model, not a curated record. Gene Ontology annotation, biological process: regulation of apoptotic process.